AUGAAGGAGUCAAAUACAGUUGAACGGAUUCGCCAUAUUCUGCAAAAGUGCAGGGCAGAGAAAUUACCUGAAUUAGCACUUUCAGGCUCGUAUUCGCGGCAAUCGGCUUACUUCUCCCGUUCUUUACUUUGGAAAACUGUAGCAUUUCAAAUCACGGGACAGUUGGAAGACCUCAAUCUGAGAAUGCUUAGGGAAUGCAGAAAAGACUAUGAAACCUUGAAAAGUGAGCUCAUGGUGCCGUGGCAUGAGCUUGCAAAAGACCAUGAAUUUUACUGUGACUUGAAUGUUGAAUGUGAUCUAAGCGAUAGUUUUGGAAAGAAACUAAAAAUAUCUAGGAUGAGAAUCGAACAUCAUCCACUUAGUACCCCCAAAACACCCAAAAUGACGGACAUUCAGACGCUUGAAAGCUUGAUUGCAGAUGUCGAUCGAUUAUUUCCUCAGUUCCCGGAAUACUUUAUUGAGAACAAGGAAAACAAACGACAGCUGAUUGAAGUACUAUACAUCUGGUGGAAACUCAAUGGCGAUCAGUAUUUACAAGGACUACACGAGAUAGCGGGAAUUAUAUUUGUUGUGCUCAAAACAGAGUCUAUUUCCAAGACAACAUUUCAGAAUGCAGAUCGGGGAACCUCACUUAUCCUGGAGCUGAUGGAUUCUAAGUAUAUACGCCAUGAUCUUUUCAGCAUGUUCCACACGAUGACGGAAUCAUUAAUUGACCUGUAUUACGACGAGACCUCUCUACUUCAGGAAAGUAUCAAAUUUGAUCUCAAGCUUCGGCUUGUGGACAAGUACCAAUAUCAUCUUCUGAAGAAUAAGCUGCGCAUAGAAUCGUCAAUUUGGCUUAUUCGUUAUUUGAGGCUGCUGCUGAUCCGUGAGAUAGGUCUUGAAUACUCAUUUGACCUCUGGGAUAAGCUUGUUGCCUUUUCAUAUACCCAGCAUCCCGAAAAAUUAGAUUUGAGCUUGCUCUUGCCUUAUAUUAUCAUCCUGCUCCUUUCUCUUAUCAAACCGCGCUUGAUUAUUUCGGAUUAUGGUGAGGCCCUGUACUUAUUGCUUCAUUACCCCAUAGACGACAGAAACAAAAGCCAUUUGCCAUCAUCGGCAAUCCUUGUCAAUGAAGACGUAGGCUCUCCUACUGAAGAGUCGACAUUCACAUAUAUUCAAGAAAAUCAUCAAUCGAAAAAUUCAGGGUCAUAUGCUUUUGUCGGCUCAAACAAUAAUGAUCACGAGCUAUUGCAGCUCGAUAUUUCACAAAUUACCAAGGACGCAAUCACUUUAUACCGCAUGUCUGACCAAGACUUGAGCAUUCUAGGAGCCCGAAUAAUAGAGUUAUAUUCGGGGCUAUCAAAUGAGGAGAACAAAGAAGGGGUGUUGUCUGCGAAUCCUAUCAAGAUACAAUCAUAUCCGCUUGGAGAUAUGCUUAAAAGAUCGACUUCGUGGACAAAGAAAUCAAGUUCUUCUGGAAAGAACACAAAUAACACUUCGCAUUGCAAUCAAAGGAGAGACUUUGAUCGCACAAGGCUGGAAUUAAGAUUACGAAACAAGGUGUCACAAGCACUUAAAAAGUAG
This is a messenger RNA of Ogataea angusta, 1563 nucleotides long. RefSeq lists its product as uncharacterized. The transcript has a single exon. The record is from RefSeq and is a predicted model, not a curated record. Gene Ontology annotation, molecular function: GTPase activator activity. Gene Ontology annotation, biological process: activation of GTPase activity; intracellular protein transport. Lineage: Eukaryota; Fungi; Ascomycota; Pichiomycetes; Pichiales; Pichiaceae. The coding region runs from base 1 to 1563 and encodes 520 amino acids.